This is a messenger RNA of Daphnia pulicaria, 1517 nucleotides long. Its product is annotated as chitotriosidase-1-like. Gene Ontology annotation, molecular function: chitinase activity; chitin binding. The transcript is spliced from 6 exons. NCBI's taxonomy places the organism in Eukaryota, Metazoa, Arthropoda, Branchiopoda, Diplostraca, Daphniidae. Gene Ontology annotation, cellular component: extracellular region. The coding region runs from base 636 to 1517 and encodes 293 amino acids. The record is from RefSeq and is a predicted model, not a curated record. Gene Ontology annotation, biological process: carbohydrate metabolic process; chitin catabolic process.
UCAUUUUCUAUUUUCUUGGCGAGAUACAUUCGGUUGACUUUUUAUCAAAAAAGAACCCGUUACUGUAGACAGUAGUUCAUCAUUGGGAUCCUCUUGUUUUGUUUGUUUUCCUCCAGCAAAAGUCAACCGGAUUCUAUCCAGAGAAAAAGUUUGAUUUUCAUUCUAGAAAGAAAAUGAGAGAGAACUUGAAACACUUCCUCUCUCGUUCCAGUCGAUAGUUUUUUUAAAAGAAGCCCCCCCAACAAUUUCCCCCCCAAAUCCCUCCCUUUUUGUUGUUUCAGUUCUCCCAUCGGGACCUGCUGCUGGACAACAAGGGCCGGGCUUCUUCUUCUUCUUCAGUACCCGUCUCCACUUCAACCAGCGCAGCCGUGCGCUUCUCACCUGGUUCCCAUCGUCUCUCUUGUGUGAAAACGUUGAACAAUUUUUCGAUUCGGUUGGACUCAAUUUGUGCUUCUUCUUCUUCUUCGUUUCACAGAGAACAAAAUAAGAUACUAUACACACUAUACGGCUGCGGUGAUAGUUUGGCUUGGCUGGGCUUGGCAGCUACCGUCCGCCAGUUUUCUCCGCCAGUGUGACUUGAUCGUCUGUCAGGUGCACAAGUGCCAACCGCAGUUCCGUGCGUCCAACGUCAUAAGAUGAACCUCCGCUGGAUAAUUCCCGUUGUCUGUCUCCUAACAGUUUGGUCUAGCGCAGUGGCGCAAAGGCCAACGGCCAAGGCCGGCACCACCACCUCCUCCCUGGUCUCCAGCAGAAACAAUAAGAAAGUCGUUUGCUACUACGCCAAUUGGUCGGCUUACCGGCCCGGCCAGGCCAAAUUCCUGCCGCAGAAUAUCAAUCCCUACCUGUGCACUCACCUCAUCUACGCAUUCGGCGGAUUCACCAACGAUUUCACCCUGAGACCCUUCGACAAGUGGCAGGACAUUGAUCAAGGGGGUUACGCCAAAUUCAACGGUCUCAAGGCUCACAACAAGAACCUGAGGACUUUGCUGGCCAUCGGCGGAUGGAACGAAGGGUCGGGACGGUUCUCCAAAUUGGUGGCCAACCCGGAGACCCGCCAGAAUUUGGUGCGAUCAGCUAUCAAGUACCUGCGCCAGCAUCAAUUCGACGGCCUCGAUCUCGACUGGGAAUAUCCGGCAUCUCGCGAAGGCAGCCGGCCCUCCGACCGAGAGAACUACGCCCAGCUCGUCAAGGAUUUAAGAGACGGAUUUAAUAACGAGAAAGGCAACCGGGAGAGGCUGCUGUUGACCAUGGCCGUGCCGGCCGGUGUGGACACGAUCGAACUGGGCUACGACAUCCGCGCCCUCAACAGGGACUUGGAUUUCAUCAACAUUCUGAGCUACGAUUACCACGUCGCCAGCGAACCCCAGGUGAAUCACCACGCUCCGCUCAGAGCCCGCAGCAACUUUGACGACGUGUUUGACCCCAAUGAAGAGCUCAACAUCGUAAGCCAGUCCUCUUCUUUGAUCCUCCUCCUCUCUACAACAACUGCGUCUGUUGAUUCUCUACGGUUGAAUUGA